Messenger RNA from Pieris rapae (cabbage white), 1034 nucleotides. RefSeq lists its product as uncharacterized. Lineage: Eukaryota; Metazoa; Arthropoda; Insecta; Lepidoptera; Pieridae. The transcript has 4 exons. Gene Ontology annotation, molecular function: signaling receptor activity. The record is from RefSeq and is a predicted model, not a curated record. The annotation marks the transcript as partial.
UUAGAUUCACAAAGGCCACAAUUUCGCGACGACUACAGAUACGAGAAAGUAUUUCAAGUAUUCUACAAACUCCAUACUGAAGCCGUGAAUUGGUACCAGGCUCGCAUACGUUGCGAGGCGGAGGGUUCUCAGCUAAUUGUACCGCAUUCCUUGGACGAAGCGGACAGUAUACCGCUCCUGAUAGCUCCGAUAUUGACGAAAUAUGAAGGCGUGUAUGUUGGAAUGCAUGAUUUGUACUCUGAACGAUCUUUCGUUACUGUAAAAGGUAGCGGUCUCCACGACACAAUUCUCGAUUUGCUAUGGGAACUGAAACAGCCAGUACACAGUGGAGGACGAUGUGUGGCGAUGCGACGAAAUGGCCGCCUCUUUGUGCAUCCUUGUUUCGAGAAACUUCCAUUCGCUUGCAAAAUUAAAGCUUCGGAUGUGACGUAUUAUCCGGAAUGUGACACGUUUGAUUCGCGCUGGGUACUAGGCCCCAACAACACGUGUUAUAUAACUCAUUUGGAACCGCAAACGUGGUACGAGGCAUAUUCCACUUGCCUAAGCGCAGGUGGUCACCUCACAAUUCUUGACACUAAAGAAGAGGCAGAGUACUUAAGAGACACAUUCAAGCAAUAUGACCAGCACAAAACACCAGGGGACUUUGCGUUUCUCGGCUUCAGUGAUAUCUUUCAACGGUAUCACUAUAGAACUGUUCUUGGCGAUCCAUUGAAAGAGAAAGCAGUUGACUGGGAUUUCAAGUGUCCAGGGAACUAUACCAAGUUGGAGGAAAGAUGCGGCGGCUAUCGUAGAAGUGGGCUUCUAUCAACCAACAGUUGCAUGAUGCCAUCUAUGUUCUUUUGCGAGAAACCGGCAAAUGGGACGUUUAGAAUAAAGAAACACGCGCGAAGUCCGCUCAGAAGUGGGUUUAGGAAUUUACGGAGAGUUUAGUCUGUGUUCAAACAAACUUAUAAUAAGAAUGCUAAUUGCAUAUUAAAGUCAGUAUCAUUUUGAAAUAUUUAUCUUUUCAGCAUAUACGAAAACGUAACACGUAA